CCACUUAAGUUAUAAUGAAGGAUUAUCCAUCUUCAUAGGACUAGGAGUAGAAACAGUGUCACACAGUCUGGAAGUUGAAGCCUUUUCCAAAGGCUCAAAGCUAUCAAUUAUGGCCUUGGCCAUUGCCUCUUCUGCUCUCUCAAGCUUCCCAACCAGGGAAGUGCCUUGGAAAAAUUCCCCAGGAUUAAGAGUCACAACAUGUAUGCUAGGGAGAAAUAGUACACGUGUUGGAGCAAGCAAAGGGGUGUCAAGUGUUUGUGAACCACUCCCUCCAGAUAGACCAUUGUGGUUUCCUGGUAGUUCACCUCCUGAGUGGCUUGAUGGCAGCCUUCCCGGUGAUUUUGGCUUCGACCCCCUUGGAUUAGGGUCUGAUCCAGAGUUACUAAAAUGGUUUGCACAAGCUGAACUGAUGCAUGGCAGAUGGGCAAUGCUUGCAGUAGCAGGAAUUCUGAUUCCAGAGUGGCUUGAAAGACUAGGCUUCCUAGAGAACUUCUCAUGGUUUGAGGCAGGUGAAAGAGAAUACUUUGCAGACCCAACAACCUUGCUUUUGGUGCAAUUAGCACUAAUGGGUUGGGUUGAAGGUAGAAGAUGGGCAGAUAUGCUUAAUCCUGGGAGUGUUUCCAUUGAGCCUAAAAUGCCUCAUAAAAAGAUCCCCAAGGCAGAUGUCGGGUACCCGGGUGGGCUCUUUUUUGACCCGAUCAUGUGGGGAAGAGGAUCUCCUGAGCCUGUGAUGGUGUUGAGAACAAAGGAGAUCAAGAAUGGGCGUCUUGCAAUGUUGGCCUUUGUAGGGUUCUUGUUCCAAGCCAUUUACACUGGGAAAGACCCCAUUGAGAACUUGAUGGAUCAUCUUGCAGAUCCUGGUCACGUUAACGUAUUUUCGGCUUUCACUUCACAAUACUAGUACUUUUGGACUCGAGGAGUACUACUGAUCAUGGAGGCUUGUUGCAACACCAAUUAGCUAUUUGCUUCUACGUUAUAACUUACAAGAUCAAAGCAAUUGUACAUACCAAGAAGCCACCUCUGUAAUUUGCAUUUGAUUUUUCUCAAUGAUGAUUCGAGUAUAGCUCAUCCUCAAAACCUAAUUUGAUGGAAUAAGAGAAAAGAAAAAAGGGAUUGAACUCGUGCUAA
Messenger RNA from Rosa rugosa (rugosa rose), 1128 nucleotides. RefSeq names its product photosystem I chlorophyll a/b-binding protein 6, chloroplastic. Gene Ontology annotation, biological process: photosynthesis, light harvesting in photosystem I; response to light stimulus. The transcript has 5 exons. Bases 110 to 901 code for a protein of 263 amino acids. The record is from RefSeq and is a predicted model, not a curated record. NCBI's taxonomy places the organism in Eukaryota, Viridiplantae, Streptophyta, Magnoliopsida, Rosales, Rosaceae. Gene Ontology annotation, cellular component: membrane.